CUUCCGGUUCCGGGGAAGGGUCAAGUUUUCUUGGCCACUUAGGGGCUCUCGGAUCCAGGAUGGCUGUCGUGCAGCUUCUGUUGUUGGGUGGUUUUUGGAGCGCUGUGGGAGCGUCCAGUAUGGCUGUCGUUACUUGCGGCUCCGUGGUGAAGCUUCUCAAUACGCGCCAUAACGUCCGACUGCACUCUCAUGACGUGCGCUAUGGGUCAGGUAGUGGCCAACAGUCAGUGACAGGUGUAACCUCUGUGGAUGACAGCAACAGUUACUGGAGGAUUCGGGGAAAGACUGCUACAGUGUGUGAAAGGGGGACUCCCAUCAAAUGUGGCCAGCCCAUUCGGCUGACACACGUCAACACUGGCCGAAACCUCCAUAGCCACCAUUUCACUUCACCUCUUUCCGGAAACCAGGAAGUGAGUGCUUUUGGUGAGGAAGGUGAAGGUGAUUAUCUGGAUGACUGGACAGUGCUCUGUAAUGGACCCUAUUGGGUGAGAGAUGGUGAAGUACGGUUCAAACAUUCUUCUACUGAUGUACUCCUGUCUGUCACAGGAGAACAAUACGGUCGACCCAUCAGUGGACAAAAAGAGGUACAUGGCAUGGCCCAGCCAAGUCAGAACAACUACUGGAAGGCCAUGGAAGGCAUCUUCAUGAAGCCCAGUGAGUUCUUGAAGGUGGAAGUCCAUCACGGAGAGCUGUGACUCUAGAUCCUCUAAGCCACUGUCACCAUACAGUGUUUGCAGACAUCUGUUGCUGCUUCACCCUGGGAUCCCUGUUCCAAGUUCUCUGAGCAAUGGCCAGAUCCCCACUGAAAUGAAGAGGCACAAUAGAAAACACUGGUUGUGUUUGGAACCUGCAGCCCUUUACACUUGAAUGGUUGCUCUCCCAGAUUUGGGUCAGUUCUGAGUAGAGGCUCUGCUUGUGAAGGCAUAGAUGCUUUUUAUUCAUACUGAUAAAGCGAACUAAAGGAGUUUCCUGCUUAGCUGGGAAAUUUUACUGCUCAGGAGCCCAGCAUCAUGGAUUGUUAACAUGUGUGACUUUACCCCUAUUUUUCCUUCUCCAAAAUGAUAAAGAAAAAAAAGAAUUUUA
Molecule: messenger RNA, 1083 nt
Organism: Nannospalax galili (Upper Galilee mountains blind mole rat)
Lineage: Eukaryota; Metazoa; Chordata; Mammalia; Rodentia; Spalacidae
Gene: Sdf2
Product: stromal cell derived factor 2
Exons: 3
Coding region: 60-695 (211 amino acids)
Source: RefSeq, a predicted model, not a curated record